UGGGAGAGGAACUAACAAGGGAGGAGAGACAGAGGCAGCAAAUCCUGCAGCAAGGCACUGGUUCCCUUAUUUUCAGAAGCUUUGCCAAGAGGAGGAGGGAAAUCCGUCUCGAUUCUCUGGGAGAAACCCCCUCCCUUGCCCACUUUACCAACAACAACCGCUGCUGCUGUGGGGGAAAGCCAUGGAAGGCAAGACCUUAGCACCUGUACAGCUGAAAUCAAGGGAUCACAGUAUACUGAGAAGUCUGGUUUGGUGGUAGGAAAAAAGAAAGGACGAAAACUAAGGAAUCUGAACCCAAAAAAAGAACCAGCCACCAAAAUCCAAGGAAGAUAACUGAGAAGAAAAAGGAUUUUCAUGGCGCAGGCUGCAGAGCUAAGCAAGAAGCCUGAAGGUUGCAUCUCUGCUCUUACAAUCUCUAACUGUCUAGGUCCAGAUAAUGAGAGAUUGUGUUGAGGAUGCUGCUGCUGCUACUGCUGCUCCCCUGUUCACUGUGGAAGCCAUCUCCAAAUUAGCCAUUACAUAUGGAAACUGGAGACCAGAAUUUUAGAAAAAGGGAUUAAGGCAUCUAAUUUUGGGGGGGUUCUCUCUUUAUUAUUUUUUGUUCUUUUCUUUUUUUCCUUUUUCUUUUUUCCUUUAUUUUUAUAUGACAACCGGAACGUUUCUGAUUUAAAAGGCAAGCCUCUUCCCGUGUGGUCUUUAUAAUUUACACUGUUUUCCGUGGGCUUUCUUACCUCCCUUUUUGAUAUCUCUCUAUAUAUACCCAUUAUAUUAGUAGUGGAAUUAUUAUUUUAUUAACACACACACCCCAAGAAUCAGAAGGCGGUUGGGUAUUUGUAUAAUGAAGAAUUAUGGGGCUCUUUGACAGAGGUGUUCAGAUGCUUUUAACCACCGUUGGUGCUUUCGCUGCCUUCAGCCUGAUGACCAUAGCUGUGGGGACCGACUACUGGCUUUACUCCAGAGGGGUUUGCAAGACUAAAAGUGUCAGUGAGAACGAAACCAGCAAAAAGAACGAGGAAGUCAUGACCCAUUCUGGAUUAUGGAGAACCUGCUGCCUGGAAGGGAAUUUUAAAGGUCUGUGUAAGCAAAUCGAUCACUUCCCUGAGGAUACAGAUUAUGAAGCCGACACAGCAGAAUAUUUCCUCCGGGCUGUGAGGGCCUCUAGUAUUUUCCCGAUCCUGAGUGUGAUUCUGCUUUUCAUGGGAGGACUCUGCAUUGCAGCCAGCGAGUUCUACAAAACCCGGCACAACAUCAUCCUUAGUGCCGGCAUCUUUUUCGUGUCUGCAGGUCUGAGUAAUAUAAUUGGCAUCAUUGUGUACAUAUCAGCCAAUGCUGGAGACCCCUCAAAGAGCGACUCCAAGAAGAACAGUUAUUCCUAUGGUUGGUCCUUCUACUUUGGGGCCCUGUCCUUCAUUAUAGCUGAGAUGGUGGGAGUGCUGGCCGUCCACAUGUUUAUUGACCGUCACAAACAGCUGCGUGCCAACGCUCGUGCCACGGACUACCUCCAGUCCUCCGCCAUCACCCGCAUCCCCAGCUACCGCUACCGCUAUCAGAGACGCAGUCGCUCCAGCUCCCGUUCCACUGAGCCUUCACACUCCAGGGAUGCCUCGCCCGUCGGGAUCAAAGGGUUCAAUACCCUCCCAUCAACGGAGAUCUCGAUGUAUACCCUGACCAGGGACCCCCUGAAGGCUGCCACCACCCCCACCGCCACCUACAAUUCUGACAGGGAUAACAGUUUCCUCCAAGUUCACAACUGUAUCCAGAAAGAGAACAAGGACUCUAUCCACACUAACACAGCCAACCGCCGGACCACCCCGGUAUGAAGCCACCGCCAGGAGCUGAAAUUGGGGAAGGAGCAGGCGGGAGGUGGGGAGGAAACGGAAGAAGAGGAGCAGGGGCAAUGGGGAGGGCAGGGGAGGGAGAGAAAGCAACCAUGGGGGAAACCUUCCAAAAGCAAAAAACAACAAAAAACAGAACAACAAGAAAAGAAACAAAAGAAACAACAAUAACAAAAAAGCAU
This is a messenger RNA of Pelodiscus sinensis (Chinese soft-shelled turtle), 2017 nucleotides long. It is a transcript of the gene CACNG2, whose product is annotated as calcium voltage-gated channel auxiliary subunit gamma 2. Gene Ontology annotation, molecular function: voltage-gated calcium channel activity; channel regulator activity. The record is from RefSeq and is a predicted model, not a curated record. Gene Ontology annotation, biological process: regulation of AMPA receptor activity; neurotransmitter receptor transport, postsynaptic endosome to lysosome; transmission of nerve impulse. Lineage: Eukaryota; Metazoa; Chordata; Testudines; Trionychidae. Gene Ontology annotation, cellular component: postsynaptic density membrane; AMPA glutamate receptor complex; voltage-gated calcium channel complex.